Styela clava is the source of this 730-nucleotide messenger RNA. RefSeq names its product NADH dehydrogenase [ubiquinone] 1 beta subcomplex subunit 9-like. Lineage: Eukaryota; Metazoa; Chordata; Ascidiacea; Stolidobranchia; Styelidae. The record is from RefSeq and is a predicted model, not a curated record. Gene Ontology annotation, biological process: mitochondrial electron transport, NADH to ubiquinone. Gene Ontology annotation, cellular component: respiratory chain complex I.
ACUGUUGCAAAGGCUCUGUCACCGUUUCGUUUUUAGGCCUGGCUGCUGAGUCAAAAGUGAAGCAAGAUGGCGAAUGCAGUGAAAGCGAGUUCGUUGUACAGAUUUAUGACACAUAAACGUAAAGUUUUAUCAUUGUACAAAAAAUCCCUUCGACAUUUGGAAGCUUGGUGCUACAAUUUAGGAAGGCCUCAUUAUUGCUACGAGCGAACACUUUUGCGGGCAAGAUUUGAUCAACAUAAAGAUGAACCAAGUGAAAACAGAGCAGCACAGCUUUUACGACUCGGUGAAGAAGAGUUCUGGGAAAAUCAAAGUCCCGAUCCAAUCGUGUGGCCAAAUGACGGUGUUGAGCCAGGUGUAUUAUUUGAACGCCUCAAUAAAUACAAGAUUCCUGAGCACUACAUCGAAUUUUGGAGUGCGGAAGAAAAGGCUAUGUUUCCCGAUUUCCUUGCCAAACGAGAAAAAUGGAUAGAAAUCCGAAAACAGACCUGGGAAGAAGAAAUGAAAAUAUUGCAAGAAUGGGAUAAAAAAAAUAUUGAAGAAGGAGUUCCUAUGACUGACCAAUUACCAGCAGCUAAGGAGAAAGACGGAUAUCCGCCUUUUUGGUGGCACACUGUUACAAGGCCUUUAGAACAGCCAGAGAGAAUGACAUGGUUUCCAAGAACAGCAAAUACUUCUUAAAUUUCACUUUUUUUCUCUCUAUCAAAUAUAGGUUUUUCUUGACUUGUGCAUA